AUGGACCAAUGGCCCCAUGAGAAGAAGAUUGACCCCAUGGACCAAUGGCCCCAUGAGAAGAAGAUUGACCCCAUGGACCAAUGGCCCCAUGAGAAGAAGAUUGACCCCAUGGACCAAUGGCCCCAUGAGAAGAAGAUUGACCCCAUGGACCAAUGGCCCCAUGAGAAGAAGAUUGACCCCAUGGACCAAUGGCCCCAUGAGAAGAAGAUUGACCCCAUGGACCAAUGGCCCCAUGAGAAGAAGAUUGACCCCAUGGACCAAUGGCCCCAUGAGAAGAAGAUUGACCCGGCCCGAACCAGGGUGGAUGGGUUCGGUGGGGUGAAGGGGGAAGUUGGCGGGAGGGGAAGGGGAGAGGAGAGGGAAGAAGGUAGAAGGGAAGAAGGUAGAAGGGAAGAAGGUAGAAGGGAAGAAGGUAGAAGGGAAGAAGGUAGAAGGGAAGAAGGUAGAAGGGAAGAAGGUAGAAGGGAAGAAAUAGCGGAGAGGGGAGUGACAGAGCGGGGGAGAGGAGGGAAGUUGGGCAAGUUAGCCUGA
Messenger RNA from Closterium sp. NIES-65, 531 nucleotides. NCBI's taxonomy places the organism in Eukaryota, Viridiplantae, Streptophyta, Zygnematophyceae, Desmidiales, Closteriaceae. The record is from the annotation of a GenBank genome assembly.